UGAAACGAAGAAAAGAGUAAGAAAAAACUCUCGCUCGCACAGAAACCUUGCUUUCACUGUAACCGGGACCAGAGUAAAGUCGUUAAAGUGCAUCCCGGACUGACCUCAUGAUGGAGGCGGACAGUUGUUUAUCUUUCUCUUCGCAGCCAAACCGGACAGCACUGAAUAACUCUCCCGGUUUGGAUCAGAAUAGUUCUGGAGGUUCGUUCCUUCCCUGCGAUGAACUACAGAAAAGUACACAUAUUCCUCUCGCUCACCGUCUGAGUCUCCGGGAUCAGGGUGACUUCUACAGCUCAAGCUCCAUGGGACGGUUUAACGACGGCGCGCCCGCGGACUUUACGCACGGGGCAGCCUCCACGAAUCCUCGCGCCUUGCCCAACAAACACAGCAAAUACAUGGAAAAUAUUAAUCAGGACCAAAAGGUUUUAUCAGUAAGCGGGAAGGGCUCGUUUUAUGACAAUUACUCGGAGGCCAGAGAGAAGGCGGGUCCCAAGCCCAUGGGCUAUCCCGUGAUUGGCUCAGACUGCUGCAUCAAGCUGAAGGAGCCAACCAACGGUCUCCAACCAGGGGACUCCAUAGCAGACUCCAUCGACCUAUCGGGCAAGAACAAGAAACGUCGUAACCGCACCACGUUCAGUACCUUCCAGUUGGAGGAGCUGGAGAAAGUGUUUCAGAAGACUCACUACCCUGAUGUUUAUGCCCGGGAACAGCUGGCCCUCAGGACCGAACUCACAGAGGCCCGUGUACAGGUGUGGUUCCAGAACCGCCGGGCCAAGUGGAGGAAGAGGGAACGCUACGGGAAGAUCCAGGAGGUGCGAAACCACUUUGCUGCUACGUACGAUAUCUCUACGUACCAGAUGCAGAGCAACCUGUGGCCAGGUGCAGGAGGGGGGUCCGGCGGGGGCUGUGUCCUGGGCCCUGACACCAUGUCUUCCUCCUGUAUGAGCCCUUACCCCCAUCCCCACAGCAACCUCCCCUCUGUGGGUUUUAUGGGCAUGCCCCCGUCUUCCAGCCACCCACACCACCCUCACCAUCACCCCCAACACCACCCUGGCAUCAACGGCCUCUACUCCCUCCACAGCUUCCCUGGGGCCCUCGGGGGCCACUCCUUUGAGCCGGGGCCCGAGACAGAGUAUAAGUCAUCCAGUCUGUUGGCCAUGCGGAUGAAGGCUAAGGAACCUGGGAGUCUUCUAUCCAGGCCUACAUGACCACCACAGUGUCAGGGUCAGAUCCCCACUAUGUAUUGACUGAGCUAAUGCAUUCACACACACAUUCAAACUCAAUCUUGUAUACUAGCAACCCGAAGAAUAGUUAUGGCCACACGUAUUUGUGUUCCUGCAUGUUGAAAUGACAGCAGAAGUCAAAACUCUACACGCAUGCACACACACACACACACACACACACACACACACACACACACACACACACACACACACACACACACACACACACACACACACACACACA
Molecule: messenger RNA, 1467 nt
Organism: Oncorhynchus gorbuscha (pink salmon)
Lineage: Eukaryota; Metazoa; Chordata; Actinopteri; Salmoniformes; Salmonidae
Product: homeobox protein aristaless-like 3
Exons: 4
Coding region: 108-1208 (366 amino acids)
Biological process (GO): regulation of transcription by RNA polymerase II
Molecular function (GO): RNA polymerase II transcription regulatory region sequence-specific DNA binding; DNA-binding transcription factor activity, RNA polymerase II-specific
Source: RefSeq, a predicted model, not a curated record